GCGCGGCCGGAGCCAUGGACUGCAGCCUCGUGCGGACGCUCGUGCACAGAUACUGCGCGGGGGAGGAGAACUGUGUGGACAGUCGCACCAUCUACGUGGGCCACCGGGAGCCCCCGCCUGGCGCCGAGGCCUACAUCCCGCAGAGACACCCGGACAACAGGAUCGUGUCCUCCAAGUACACCUUCUGGAACUUCAUCCCCAAGAACCUGUUCGAGCAGUUCAGGAGAGUCGCCAACUUCUACUUCCUCAUCAUCUUCCUGGUCCAGCUGAUUAUUGACACACCUACGAGCCCGGUGACCAGUGGACUGCCCCUGUUCUUUGUCAUCACUGUCACAGCGAUCAAACAGGGCUAUGAGGACUGGCUACGCCACAAAGCAGACAACGCCAUGAACCAGUGCCCCGUCCACUUCGUCCAGCACGGCAAGCUCGUUCGGAAGCAGAGUCGGAAGCUGCGGGUGGGGGACAUCGUCAUGGUCAAGGAGGACGAGACCUUCCCCUGUGAUCUGAUCUUCCUGUCCAGCAACCGGCCAGACGGGACAUGCCACGUGACAACCGCCAGCCUCGACGGGGAGUCGAGCCACAAAACCCACUACGCGGUCCAGGACACCAAGGGCUUCCACACGGAGGAGGACGUGGAUCGGCUCCACGCCACAAUCGAGUGUGAGCAGCCGCAGCCAGACCUCUACAAGUUUGUCGGCCGCAUCAACGUGUACAGUGACCUCAGCGACCCCGUGGUGAGGCCGCUAGGAUCCGAAAACCUGCUUCUCAGAGGAGCCACGCUAAAGAACACUGAGAGGAUCUUUGGUGUCGCUAUUUACACGGGCAUGGAGACCAAGAUGGCGCUGAACUACCAGUCCAAGUCCCAGAAGCGGUCUGCGGUGGAAAAGUCCAUGAACGUGUUCCUGGUCGUGUACCUCUGCAUCCUGGUCAGCAAGGCCCUGGUCAACACGGCCCUGAAGUACGUGUGGCAGAGCGAGCCCUUCCGAGACGAGCCGUGGUACAACCAGAAGACAGACGCAGAGCGGCAGCGGAAUCUGUUCCUCAGGGCCUUCACCGACUUCCUGGCCUUCAUGGUUCUGUUCAACUACAUCAUCCCUGUGUCCAUGUACGUCACCGUCGAGAUGCAGAAGUUCCUGGGCUCCUACUUCAUCACGUGGGACGAGGACAUGUUUGACGAGGAGACCGGAGAGGGGCCCCUGGUCAACACGUCGGACCUGAACGAGGAGCUGGGCCAGGUGGAGUACGUGUUCACGGACAAGACGGGCACGCUCACGGAGAACAACAUGGAGUUCAAGGAGUGCUGCAUCGGCGGCCACGUCUACGUGCCGCACGUCAUCUGCAACGGGCAGGUGCUCCCCGACUCCUCGGGCAUCGACAUGAUCGACUCGUCCCCGGGCGUCAGCGGCAGGGACCACGAGGAGCUGUUUUUCCGGGCUCUCUGUCUCUGUCACACCGUCCAAGUGAAAGAUGAAGACCACGUGGAUGGCCCCAGGAAGUCGCCUGACUCGGGAAGGUCCUGUGUGUACAUCUCGUCCUCCCCCGACGAGGUGGCACUUGUCGAAGGUGUCCAGAGGCUGGGCUUCACGUUCCUGCGGCUGAAGGACAGCUACAUGGAGAUCCUGAACCGGGAGAACGACGUCGAGAGGUUCGAAUUGCUGGAGGUUCUGAGUUUCGACUCGGUGCGGAGGAGAAUGAGUGUCAUCGUGAAGUCUGUGACAGGGGACAUCUAUCUGUUCUGCAAAGGUGCCGACUCCUCCAUCUUCCCCAGAGUGGCCGAGGGCAAAGUGGACCAGAUUCGGGCCCGCGUGGAGCGCAAUGCCGUGGAGGGGCUCCGGACCUUGUGUGUGGCCUAUAAACGGCUGGACCCGGGCGAGUACGAGGGCGUCUGUAAGCUGCUGCAGGCCGCCAAGGUGGCGCUCCAGGACCGAGAGAAGAAGCUGGCGGAAGCCUACGAGCAGAUCGAGCGGGAUCUGAUUCUGCUGGGUGCCACGGCCGUUGAGGACCGGCUCCAGGAGAGGGCCGCGGACACCAUCGAGGCGCUGCAGAAAGCCGGGAUCAAGGUCUGGGUCCUCACCGGGGACAAGAUGGAGACGGCCGCGGCCACCUGCUACGCCUAGUUCCGGGGCGGCACGCAGCUGCUGGAGCUCACCACCAAGAGGCUGGAGGAGCAGAGCCUGCAUGAUGUCCUGUUCGAGCUGAGCAAGACCGUCCUGCGCCACAGCGGGAGCCUCGCCAGGGACAACUCGGGGCUCUCGGCAGACCUGCAGGACUACGGCCUGAUCAUCGACGGAGCUGCGCUGUCUUUGGUCAUGAAGCCCCGUGAGGACGGGAGUUCCGGCAACUACCGCGAGCUCUUCCUGGACAUCUGCAGGAACUGCAGCGCCGUGCUGUGCUGCCGGAUGGCGCCCCUGCAGAAGGCCCAGAUUGUUAAAUUGAUCAAGUUUUCAAAAGAGCACCCUAUUACGCUGGCCAUCGGCGAUGGUGCGAAUGACGUCAGCAUGAUCCUGGAGGCCCACGUAGGCAUAGGCGUGAUCGGGAAGGAGGGCCGCCAGGCUGCGAGGAACAGCGACUACGCGGUCCCCAAGUUCAAGCAUUUGAAGAAGAUGCUGCUGGUGCACGGGCACUUCUACUACAUCCGCAUCUCCGAGCUGGUGCAGUACUUCUUCUACAAGAACGUCUGCUUCAUUUUCCCUCAGUUUCUCUACCAGUUCUUCUGUGGCUUCUCACAGCAGACGCUGUACGACACAGCGUACCUGACGCUCUACAACAUCAGCUUCACGUCCCUGCCCAUCCUCCUCUACAGCCUGAUGGAGCAGCACGUCAGCAUCGACGUGCUCAAGAGGGACCCGUCGCUGUACAGGGACAUCGCCAAGAACGCACUGCUCCGCUGGAGGGUGUUCGUUUACUGGACCUUCCUGGGGGUGUUCGACGCACUUGUGUUCUUCUUUGGUGCUUACUUCAUGUUUGAGAACACAGCUGUGACCAGCAACGGACAGAUUUUUGGAAACUGGACCUUCGGGACGCUGGUGUUCACUGUGAUGGUAUUUACGGUCACGUUCAAGCUGGCGCUGGACACGCAGUACUGGACGUGGAUCAACCACUUCGUCAUCUGGGGCUCGCUGCUCUUCUACGUCGUCUUCUCCCUGCUCUGGGGCGGCGCCAUCUGGCCGUUCCUCAACUACCAGCGCAUGUACUACGUGUUCCUGCACAUGCUGAGCAGCGGGCCCGCCUGGCUGGCCAUCGUCCUGCUCAUCACGGUGGCCCUCCUGCCCGACGUCCUCAAAAAAGUUCUGUGUCGGCAGCUGUGGCCCACGGCCACGGAGCGGACCCAGAAAGCGUGCGCACAGCCUGGGGACCACGCUGCAGAGCCCACCUCCCUGGCCUCUCUGCGAGGGCCAGGCUGUCAGAGCCACCAGCCCCUGGCCGCCCGGCGCGGCCGCACCCCUAAGAAGCUGACAAGCGUGUGCUGGAAGAGCGAGGAGCGCGCGCUGCUCCCGCCGCUCCUGGGGCUUUCCUACGAUGGCUGCCGGCCCAGCGUGCGCAGCAGCCGCCACCGAGGGGCCGGUCUGGAGACCCCCGUGUGAGGAUGGCCCGCCCUGCAGAGCCGCACUCUGAGUCCCAUCAGCCGGUCCUGAUACGGCGAGGCCGAGCCCGGCCCGAGCACACGGGCAUGACGUGGACGGAGCACUGCAGUGCCACUUGUCCCCAGGCCCAGUGGUGCUGCACCUGCUGGACUGAGGAAGGACACUCUGCUUGGCCUGCCUGCGCCCACCCCCAGGUCGGCACCCCCGAGGUUGUCACCACUCGCUGUCCACCAAGAGCAGGGCCUUAUGGUGGCUGCACCCUGCCUGUGCCCAGGCCCAGGCCCGUGCCUGCGUUACCCAGGUUGUCCUGUCGGCUGGUCUCAGAGAAGAGCCGUGUGGUGGCCCACACCGUCCACAGCAGAAGUCGCCUGCCCACUGUGAACUGAGGUGUGGUUGUCUCUGGUCUUCCUCAAGGAUCCCAAGUUCCCCUCUGGCUGAGGCCACGUCCAGCCCUCGGGUCACAGGGACACGUCCACACUCGUGGCCUGGCCUUGUCCUACCUGCCCUCUCUCGGGCAUGGGCAUUUCCUGCAGGCUGAGUCUGUUUGCUGAGGAGACGCUGACCCUGGAUGUCGAGGCUCUGGGGUUUGGGGCCCCUUCCCUACCACCGGCUGCUUCUGCAGAGGAGGAAGUCCCACGUGACAGGAGGAGGUGACACUGGUCGCACCUCCCAGCAGAAGCGCUGGGACACUGAGGUGCCUGAGUGUUUCUAUUUCACGGGUUAGGGCAGGGGCACCAGGGGUACCAGGGGCGCCAGGGCAGGUACUUGGCUGUGCUAGUCGGACCCCAGCUGUCCCCAGUGAAAGGCAGCCACUGGGUCGUGGCCAUCGUCCGAGUGAGCUGUAUCAGACAGCUGUCCAUCUUCCAGCGCUCACGGCAGCGGGCCCUGCGGCCUGCUCUGCACCUCCCUGGGCUUGUCCCCUCCUGUCACUGGUGUUUGCCGGGGCAGGCCCAUGAGGCUCCGUGGCGUGACUCUCUGCUCCCUGCGCAGCGUCUCUGCUUCGGAACUAAUCUGUCGACGUGGCCUUAAUGGUCCGGAGAGAAGACGCUUCAGUUUGACAUUCCAACGUCACACGACACUGAUGCCUUCUGAGGAAAGUGUCGGGCAGGCGUCGAGGCCCGUGGGCACCCGGCCCGCAUGGUCACCGAGGCUCCUCUGGGGUGCCUGACGGUACACAGUGUUGGGCUAUCAGAUGCACAGUCUGUCUCACCGUGAGAUCAAUGAACGUGAGCGGCAGACACGGCGGGCAGCGUCCACGUGAGAGUGACCCAUACCAAAGAUGAGGGGACCUGUGUCGGCACCACGCAGACCGGCGCAGGAGGGCAGCUCCGGACAUGCCCGCCUGCCCUGCCCUGUCCCGCAGCGCCGCCUCGGUCUGCGCCUGGCAGCCCAUCCUCCUCGCCAGCCCCGCGGACGGCGGCGUGUGCGUGUUUCCAGCCCUUUCCAGGGGCCCACUCCCUACUCCGUGCACCUGUAGGGGACAGGUUCUCCGUGUGUUUAGUUAACAAAUUAUUUGUAAUGUAUUUUUUUAGGAAUCUUAAAAUUGCCUUUGCACUGAAGUAUUUUCAUAGCUGUUUAUAUCUCUUUUAUUCAUUUAUUUGUUAACAUAUUUUUAAACUAUGUUUUUAAAGCUUUCACUUUUUAAGUUUAAGAAAUUUUGGCCACUUUGCAUUUAAAUUCCGAUGAGAAUUUUGACCGAAUGUUUCAAUAUCUGAUGAAUGUGAAUUUCCUGAUUUGC
Tupaia belangeri chinensis (Chinese tree shrew) is the source of this 5322-nucleotide messenger RNA. RefSeq names its product ATPase phospholipid transporting 11A (gene ATP11A). Lineage: Eukaryota; Metazoa; Chordata; Mammalia; Scandentia; Tupaiidae. Gene Ontology annotation, biological process: phospholipid translocation. The transcript has 30 exons. Gene Ontology annotation, cellular component: plasma membrane; endoplasmic reticulum; recycling endosome. Gene Ontology annotation, molecular function: magnesium ion binding; ATPase-coupled intramembrane lipid carrier activity; ATP hydrolysis activity. The record is from RefSeq and is a predicted model, not a curated record.